AUGCCCGUUCCAGCUUCACAUGAAAUUCUCGACAGAGACAAACUUGAAGUCGUCAUGCUCAACGCUGAUCCUGAAGCGGCCAACGACGGAUUAUUGCAGACGCACUGGAAAUCCGCCAAACCCUUUAGCGACACAUGGACCAGACUUUUCCAUAUCAAGUCAUGGCUGUGGCCGCAGGCAAUCUAUCGCCCAAAAAUCCUGCCCAAAACCGCCUAUCUUGACGGUUUGCGAGGUUUCGCAGCUCUCCUGGUGUACUGGCACCACCACGAACUUUGGGUUCACAACACGGAUAGGUUGGCGCAAAACGCAAUUUUUGAAAACGGCUUCGGCUACGGAUCCAAGUACCAUUUCGCCGCCUUGCCGGGCGUUCGGCUAUUCUUCUCUGGCGGCCAUUUCGCAGUCUCUACUUUUUUCGUCCUAUCAGGCUAUGUCCUUUCAAUAAAGCCUCUAAGGCUAAUCGAGAGCGAUGACCUUGCCGGCUUGGUAGACCAUCUUGCGUCUGCGUUAUUCAGGCGCUGGUUGCGCUUGUUCCUCCCCGUCGCGGCGACGAUGCUCGUGUACGCAACCUCGUGGCAUCUCCUGGGCUUGUGGAUUGACGGAGCAAAACCACAAGACAGCUGGUUUAGCGAAAUGUGGUUCCUCUACUGCGAGUUUAAAAACUUUAGCUUUAUUUUUAAGGAAGGCGGCGUCCCGUGGCUCUCAUACAGCAUGCACGUCUGGUCGAUACCAAUCGAGUUCAAGGGCUCAAUGGUCGUAUUUGCCUCCCUCCUGGCCCUUUCGAGAUGCACGUUGGAGGCACGUCUCUGGUGCCAGGUCGGGCUUGUCGGUUACUUCAUGUACAUUGCCGACGGCUGGUACUGCGCAAUGUUCGUCGCGGGAAUGCUCUUGAGCCACCUGGACCUGUUGGCAGCAUUGGACAAGCUCCCGCGAUUUCUUGUGCUACUUGCGCCUUACAAGACCAUCAUCUAUUACCACCUGUUGGUAAUAAGCAUCUACCUGGGCGGCGUUCCGUGCGAAAACCGCGAAUUGGACCAACUUGCCCGGAAUCACGGUUGGUAUUUUCUCUCCUUUUUCAAGCCACAGGCCGUCUUCGACUACAAGUGGUUUUACCUAUUUUGGGCCGCGACUCUACUUGUGAGUUCGGUUUCGAAUAUUGGCUGGUUGAAGAGGUUCUUUGAGACCCGCGUCUGCCAGUAUUUAGGACGGAUAUCGUUUGCGCUAUAUCUCGUUCAUGGACCAUUAUUGUGGACAUUGGGCGACCGGCUCUAUGCAGCAGUCGGCCUCAAGGCCCAGGGUCAAAUGGAACACAUGCCGCAGUGGGUAGACAGGUUUGUUCUGCCACAAACGGGGCCUGUUGGGCUCGAGUUUGCCUUUAUCCUGCCACACAUGAUACUCUUACCCAUUACCCUCUGCGCAGCAGAUUUCGUCACAAGGGCGGUAGACAGGCCAAGCGUCCAGUUUGCUGCCUGGUUAUACAGGAAAACGCUACCUAGUGUGCCGAGAAAACACUCAAAAGCUUAG
Messenger RNA from Metarhizium acridum CQMa 102, 1521 nucleotides. RefSeq lists its product as uncharacterized. Lineage: Eukaryota; Fungi; Ascomycota; Sordariomycetes; Hypocreales; Clavicipitaceae. Gene Ontology annotation, biological process: polysaccharide biosynthetic process. Gene Ontology annotation, molecular function: acyltransferase activity, transferring groups other than amino-acyl groups. The record is from RefSeq and is a predicted model, not a curated record. Gene Ontology annotation, cellular component: membrane.